AUGGGGAGCUCUCGCGGAAGGGGUAGACCGCCGAAAAAGGUGACCCAAACGCCGGAAUUCGCUCAUGGAAACGGUGCUGUAGCGACGAUGGAAACAACGCCGGUGACUGUUGCUGGAACGAAUACGGAGACGGAACAACUAUUGGCAACGAACACCACAGAUACGAGGGGAAUUGAAGGAAUUUCUGCGAACCCUAAAACGGAAGAACGCAAAGACUUGAAGACGAUGAAGAUGAAUGAGGAAACGAAUAAACUUUGGGUGGAUGUUAUCAGUGGGAAUCGUCAUUCAACAAAUGGUUUACAACUUCAAUUUGUUGCUCCAAAAGUUGUUGAGGGGAAAAUUGAAGUUGAAAUUGAGGAGAAGGAUGUAGAAUCUGAGAUUAGGUUUUGGGAGAAUUCACUGAUAAUGUAUGUGAUUGGUGCCAAUCUCAGUAUGAAUGCGGUGAAGAACUACAUGAUUAGGGCUUGGAAUUUUGUAGCUUUGCCAGAAAUGUACUAUAAUGAUGAAGGUUUCUUCAUCCUUAAGUUCAGGAAUGGGGAUGAUAGAGAUGAAGUAUUGAUGAAAGGCCCUUACACUAUCCAGAACAUGCCAAUGAUCAUAAUGGAAUGGCGACCUGAUUUCUCUAUGGCAAAAGAUAUGCUACGAACGAUACCGAUUUGGAUCAAACUGCCAAACUUGCCUCUUCCCCUAUGGGGUGUCAAUAGCUUAGGGAAGAUUGGAAGUGCAGUAGGGAACCCGUUGUUCACAGAUGAAUGUACUGCAGGGAAGCUCCGCGUGAGUUAUGCUCGUAUGUUGGUAGAGGUUGAUGUUACCCAAAAGCUAUGUGAAGAGAUUUCCAUUAAGGAUCAUGAAGGGAAUAUGCGACAACAGAAAGUUGAAUUUGAAUGGCGUCCGCAAUACUGUGAAAGGUGCCAGAAGAUUGGACAUGUAUGCUCCAAUGAGAAGAAAAUUCCUGUGAAGACUUGGCAACCAAAGACCAGAGAGAUGGUAUGCAGGCAGAGACUAGUAAGACAGAGGCCAUAG
This is a messenger RNA of Vicia villosa (hairy vetch), 1023 nucleotides long. RefSeq lists its product as uncharacterized. The coding region runs from base 1 to 1023 and encodes 340 amino acids. Lineage: Eukaryota; Viridiplantae; Streptophyta; Magnoliopsida; Fabales; Fabaceae. The record is from RefSeq and is a predicted model, not a curated record. The transcript has a single exon.